AUGUUUGCACAGAAGCUUGUGAAUCGUGGCGAAGAAAAGAACUACAUGUACUUCGCCGAGAGGAAUAACGUUAGUAGUGUCAAGGAGUGCGCGAAGGCAUGUUGGGGAGCGAAGUUCUGCAAAUCCGCCACUUACCUUCCCAAGAACAAAGUCUGCAGACUCGGUUACGCUCAAGUUGCGCGUUGCUCUGACAAGGAACUUGUCGAAGACUGCUCGCCGACCGACGCCUUGUCAGUUCUUUGUAUCACCUGUGCUGCCGGAGGUCAUGAAACUGUUAUGGAGGAUGCAACGAGCCCAAAAACGACUGAAAAACUAACUACUGCCGUUGUGUACGCGGAUUUACAGGUCGUCGAUUCAUGCUUCAAGGCACAUCCAUACAAAGUGCUGAUUAACGCUGCGAUGGAUGUGUUUCAAGGCCAUUCGAUCAAAGAGUGUUUGUGCUUCUGUGCUCAAACCUGGAACGCGAAAAUCGACAGCCGUAGCUUGAUCAGCAGUCGCAACAUGACCGAAAUCGUGUACGAGUUCGUGUGCGCCGAGCGACCUCGACAGGCCGAGGACUACACGCAGACACUGUGCAGAAACUCCGACUACUCCACGGCGCAGAGACCUCCUUGCCUCGAGAAACUGGCCGGCUACGUGCUGAACAAUGCCGCUGCCGCUCUCAUACACGGCGUCUCUGAAGACGAGUGCCGCUGCCACUGCUACCAGAGCAAAGGGCGUGACAACUACGGUUUCGACUGCAAAUCCGCAAUGUACUAUGCCAAUGAGCGUGACUGUGUGCUGAACAUCAAAGACAGGUUUUUGCAACCGAAUCUGCUGUCUUUUGUCGGCAACUUUUCUGUGGUCAGCUACCUGGGUCUGACCUGCUCAGAACAUACCGACCAGUGUUUUGUCGAGCAGCCGCACCACGUUCUUAGCGGCCUGACAGCGGCAGUCGAAUCGCAGAAAACAGUCGACGAAUGCAAAUGUCUGUGCGCAGAGAGUAUGGCUCUGUACGACUUUGCCUGCAUGUCUAGUCAGUACGACUGGAAUACAAAGGUUUGCCUCUUGAACAACGCCAAUCGCAUUCUCAACCCGAAACGCUUCUACGAGGUCACAAUUCCUGAAGUGACCGUCAGCUACUUCGACUUUAUAUGCACAGAAGACAAGGCAAGAGCUUAUAUAUCUACAAAGUGCAAGAAGCUUCGUUAUUCCUCAAACAACCAGUUCCGAAACCCGAAGUUGGUACUGCCAGAAGGUACGUUGAAAUAG
This is a messenger RNA of Soboliphyme baturini, 1251 nucleotides long. The record is from the annotation of a GenBank genome assembly. NCBI's taxonomy places the organism in Eukaryota, Metazoa, Nematoda, Enoplea, Dioctophymatida, Soboliphymatidae.